CCAAUACACAACACGCAAACACUAGGAAGCAAAAUGCCAUCUUCCUCAACACCAUUGUUGUACCUCUGCCUAAUGCUGGUGCUGUGCCUUCUUCUCUUGCAAGAAGCACAUGCGGCGCCCCAUGGAGGGAUCUCAUUGAGGUCCCAACACAUGGCCCUCCUUCACUGGAAAGCUACACUCGCAAGCCUACCGCUGCAGAUGAGGUCUUGGCAGGAAAACACCAGCCCAUGCAACUGGACGGGCAUCAUGUGCGCGGCUAUUCGCCAUGGCCGCCGUAUGCCCUUGGUGGUGACCAACAUCUCCCUGGAAGAUGCUGGCAUCCGUGGCCAGCUUGGUGGAUAUGGCAAAGUCUACAAGGCAGAACUCCAGGACGGGCAGCUAGUUGCUGUCAAGAAGCUUCAUCAGACCGAAGAAGUGUUGGAUGAUGAAAGAAGAUUUCGCGGUGAAAUGGAAAUCUUAUCACAGAUCCGGCAUCGAAGCAUUGUCAAAAUGUAUGGAUUUUGCUCCCAUACGGCAUAUAAAUUUCUUGUCUAUGACUACAUCCAACAUGGCAGCCUCCACAAGACAUUGGAAAAUGAGGAGCUAGCAAAGGAAUUGGAUUGGCAGAAGAGAAAUGCUCUUGCAACUGAUGUGGCUCAAGCCAUAUCUUAUUUGCACCACGAAUGCAGUCCACCUAUAAUCCAUCGAGAUAUAACAAGCAACAACAUCUUACUUGAUACAACCUUCAAGGCUUUUGUCUCGGAUUUCGGCACAGCAAGGAUUCUUAAGCCCGAUUCAUUAAAUUGGAGUGCACUAGCAGGAACAUAUGGCUACAUAGCUCCUGAAUUGUCGUACACAUCUGUUGUGACAGAGAAAUGUGAUGUUUAUAGCUUUGGCGUGGUUGUGCUAGAACUAGUGAUGGGGAAGCAUCCAAGGGAUCUAUUAGACUGUAGUUUGCCAAACGGGGAACAAGCUAUACUGGUGAAAGAUAUUCUGGACCAACGGCCGACAACACCAACAACAGCAGAACAGAAGAGUUUAGCUCUGCUCAUCAAGCUGGCCUUUUGUUGCAUGGAAUCUUCUCCACAAGCAAGGCCAACCAUGCGGGACGCAUAUCAAACGCUCAUCCAACGACCCUCUUCUAGUUCAAGUCCCGUGCCUUUCAGCACACUUACAUUACAACAAGUAAGGGAUGUCUGUUGAUAUAUGAUCUGAAUUCUAGUGAGAACCCAUGGUCUAUCGUAGCAGAAACCUAAUAUGCCAUGUAUAUAUGGUUAAGUUUGUAAUCAUGUCAUGUCAUCUCCUAGGUUUUAUUUCUAGCAAAAAUAAAAA
This is a messenger RNA of Triticum urartu, 1311 nucleotides long. The record is from RefSeq and is a predicted model, not a curated record. NCBI's taxonomy places the organism in Eukaryota, Viridiplantae, Streptophyta, Magnoliopsida, Poales, Poaceae.